UCGCGUACCGCUUCUCCCCCUUUCUUACCCUUUUCUUCCUCUCUUCCUUUCUCGGUAUCUCUGCCUUUCGCACUCCUCCAUUUUCCUCUGUCCAGCGAGCUUUUGCUAGCUCCGUACGUACCUACGAACGCAAGUACGUACGGCGGAGUGUCGUGCGCGCGUCCCAAGUGGAUGCGAGGCGUCGUCGCGAGGCACACGUCCCAGAGAGAAGUUAUCGCGCGAUCAUCAGGAUCCUCGAUCCUCGGUCCUCGAUCGAAGGAUCCUUUGGAUUGUUUGGAAAAAGCGAGUUCGUUCCUCCGUUUCGCGGGUCGCGUCGCAUCGCGCCACUUUACGGCUGCGUUUAAACAAGCUAAUCGCCGUCGCCGAUUUUCAGAUUAGCUCUCUGUUGAAAGAAAAACGCGUCGCGAUAAGUGUACUCACGGCACUCAAGUGACGCCUAUUGGUCGCCGAAAUACAGGCAUUACACGCGGACAGUGUCGAAAACGAGAUUAUUAUUCACGGAGGAACGAUCGCGAGAUGAAAGCGUGUUAGUGUUUCCCUCGCGACACGCAGAUUACAAGAAGACAGCACGCUUCCUCGCUCUUAUCUUGGAUCCUUCGUAGGUGCGGCUUAUUCCCGAUUUAACGUUCAACCGAGCGGGCCUGUAUUUUCAUCUCGAAUCCAACAGUGAACCGAUCGCAGAUGUCGUUGACGAAUCGUGCCACGUUACGAGAGUGAUACGCGCGUUUCUGUUAGUGAGCACGAGAUAUGAAGUGAGUUUACACGCAUCGAUUAAUCGAAAAGAGAAAAACAAACUGGCGGAACUUCGCGGUGAUUCGAGUGUGCGAUCAGUGCGCGGCACGUUGCUGGAAUCCUUAACCUCGAAACAACCGGUGAUCUCGGUCGAACAUCAUCCUCGUAUACGACUAAACAACGUGCCUGUACAAAUGUAGCUACGAUUAAUCGUUGACACGAAAAGAACCGGAGAACGAUGAAGCCGAUCGUUGGAGCACCGAUCAUCAGGCAAAAUCGAUCAAUCAAGAUCGCGAUGAGGUAGUGCUCAUCGGAAACGCGCGAGUGGGUGACUAUAGUGCGAGUCGGAGCAAGGGAAACUUUCAACAGUUUCCCGCGGAAGAUCUACGCCGGAUCUUCGAAGGAGGUUUCCACGCACGACCGUCACAUGUUUCGGAUCCGAUCGGCCGAGUUUAAGGAGCGAAGACCUGGAGGCCAUACAGAUAAUCGAGCAUCCCCGAAGGACGCAGAUGCCCCGAAGGAAACAGCACGCUCCGCAACGUAUGAAAUGGGAGGACGGAGUCGAAGGCUCAGGGCCCGGCACGGACCUCCAAGGGGAGGAGGGCGAUUGCGUGGAGGAUGACGGCCCAAUUAGCCCUAGCGAAAGGGGUUGUACGGUGGUGGCUAAAGAGGAAGAGGAUGGUGAUGCAACCGACGAAGAGGACGACGAGGACGCAUCAGCGCCAACGCCACCCCCUUCCGCAGCCGCGAGACUGAAUCCUACGAUUCUAAGGGAAACAGGACCCCCGGACAGAGAGCCAAUGAGUCCGCGCUGUCCCUCGAGAGAUUCUAGGGAGUCGUCCGGUCCGGCAACCGGAAGUCCUCCACCGCCUGCCACGAGGAGUACCGCGAGUCCAGUCAGCCCGAGUGGUAUCGUGCCAUUGCCGCUCGGUAAUCAUCCUCUUUUACCACCGCAUUCCGCAGCCAUGAUGGCAGCAUACCUACAACAAACCCACCAAAGGCUACUCCUCGGCCACUCGCCACUGUCCCGAGGAUCGGUGUCGCCGUUGGUUUCAUCCUCGUGCUCUCCACCGGCGGCCACCCCUGGCCUGCUAGUCUCUCCCAGCAGCAUCGGCGAAGUAUCCCCUUCUGCCACCCCGUUACCCGCGGUCCUCGACUUUAGCACCAGAAAGGCUUCGUCGACCGAAGAUGACGAGGACGAACAGAUACUGAACCUGAGCAAGCCACCGACUCCUUCCUCCUCCACGGAAACGAACAACGGGCCGCUAGAUCUAUCGGUACCGAGCAGAAAACGACCAGGACCUGAAGACUCCCCGCCACCGCCAACUCGCAAAUCGUCCAGGUUAUCCGGCGCUGCCGCAUCCGCCACGACGGCACACCAAGAGGUCGCGCAAGCCGCGACGACUGCUGGUUUCGGGAGGCCGCCGGUCGUUUCGCCGUGGACGUCGCCCGUCAUGGCUUCCCACUUCCCCUACUUUGCUGCCGCGGUCGCGGCCGCGGCUACUAGUCAACAGCAACUUUCCCCGAAGAGUACCGCCGGUGUAAUGGAGCAUCACCAGCAGCUCUGGAACGGUAAGAUGAAACCACCGUCGACGUUGGACAAGUCCUAUCAACCGAGCGAGGCGACCAAAGCGCUCGAGAAAAUGAGCGAGUUGAGCAAGCUUGGCGGAGAAGACAUGUUCAGAUCGAGCUCACGGGUAACGGCGGCUGGGGCGAGUGCCGCAGCCGCGGCCGCGACUGCAGCUGCCGCUGCUGCGGCCGCUGGGAACGCGACCGGUUCGACGUCCGGCAGUCGGCAUAGCGCUUGGCAAUCGCACUGGCUGAACAAGGGCGCCGAUCAGGCGAAAGAUGUCCUCAAGUGCGUCUGGUGCAAUAAAAGUUUCCCCACGUUAGCCGCGAUGACCACACACAUGAAGGAGGCGCAACAUUGCGGCGUCAACACGCCCGUCCCGGGUGCCGCGUCCGCGUUGCAUUCCCAACAGGGUAACGUGCCGAACAUUCCGACGUCGCAACAACCCCACCAACCGCAGACAACCUCGACGAGCAGCAGCAGUGGCGCCGUGGCCGCUGCAGCCGCGGCCGCGGCCGCGGCGGUCGGUGCUGGUCCUGGUUCCGGCGCACCGAGCAACAAGCAGAGCCCGUCCGAGCUGAAUCUGCUGAUCAAGGAAACGAUGCCGCUACCGAGAAAGCUGGUUCGCGGUCAGGAUGUGUGGCUGGGCAAGGGAGCCGAACAGACCAGGCAGAUUCUUAAGUGCAUGUGGUGUGGCCAGAGUUUUCGAUCCCUCGCCGAAAUGACGUCGCACAUGCAACAAACGCAACACUACACCAACAUCAUCUCCCAGGAGCAAAUCAUCUCGUGGAAAUCGUCGGACGAGAACAAGGGUGGCAGCGGUGGAAGUGGAGCAAGCGGAGGCGGCGGUGGGGCGGUUGGUGGUGGCGUGGGUGGUGGUAGUGGUGGCGGAACCGCGGUACCUACCGGUGCCGCUUCCGGACCACAUCCAGGGAACGCAACUGGUCCCGGUUCCGGGGCAACCAGCAGCCACGUGAGUGCUGUGCUCACUUGCAAAGUUUGCGACCAGGCGUUUAGCUCGCUCAAGGAACUGAGCAAUCACAUGGUAAAGAACUCGCAUUACAAGGAGCACAUUAUGCGUUCAAUCACCGAAAGCGGAGGCAGGCGGCGACAAACGCGAGAGAAACGCAAGAAAUCGUUGCCCGUGAGGAAACUGUUGGAACUCGAACGGGCUCAGAACGAGUUCAAGAACGGAGACGCUGCCACUGGUCUUGGCCACACACUCGGUAAGCACGCGGGUAGAAUAACGUGCGAAAAGUGCGGCGAGAAGAUCGAGACGACCAUCUUUGUCGAUCACAUACGACAGUGCAUCGGCGCGGGAACGAUGGGGGCGAAUCAACGCAACUUUUUAAAGAACGCGUUAAUGUCCAAUCAUUUACCAGCAACCUUACCGCCGACCGAGAGCGGACGCAAAAGCGUCACCGAGGACAGUUCGUCCGUGUCCUCGAGGCACCAUCGGUCACCCUCGUCGGCCAGCGACGCAACCACACCAGGUAAAGAGACCCCAACACCCACCACCGGCGACACUACCGGUAGUUCUUCUCCAUCCGUUCUAAACGCCAUCGAAAAGCUGAUCGAAAAGAGUUUCGACUCUCGCGUCAGACACGGUACGCCCGGUUUGCAUCACGCUCAACCUGGGGCACCGAUGGGCACCAGUAUCCUCAAGCGAUUAGGUAUCGACGAAAGCGUGGACUACACGAAACCUCUGGUGGAUCCUCAAACGAUGAACCUCCUACGAUCUUAUCAACAGCAGCAUCAACAUCAACAACAGCAGCAACAUUAUUCCACUAGCACCGCGGCGCGGAGAGAACGCAGCGGAAGCGAGUCGAGCUCUGUGUCCGAGCGGGGCAGCGGCGGUAGAACCGAGACGAUGACACCGGAGAGGCGCGUGGAUCUGUCAUCGGUCGGCCACUCGGACGGUAGACAUUCCCAUCAUCCUCGCGUCACGCCGGACAAGCAAGUCGCUCCUUCGCAAAACUUGUCCUCGGUUCGUCACCAUCCCGCGACGGAGGAAUCCGGUGACGAAGAGUCGUCCGCCACAGCAGCGGCCACGGCGGCGACCACGGUAGUCGUUAAGAAAGAACCCCGGGACGAAGAGUCGGAGGAACGGGGGUUGGCAAACGAGGACGAACAGUCGCAGUCACAACAGAGUCGCGAGGUGUUCGUGAAGAAGGAGAUCGUGGAGGAGUGUAGAGACGAGGAGGAACAAGGUUCGUUCAAUCAUCGACGAAGCAGCCUGCACGAAGGUUCCGAAGAGGGUCGCGAGGUAUUAUCGCCUCGCAUGAAUCCACCAACUCCGAGGUCGAGCGGACAACCGGAACAGCUGGGUCGCAGUCCCUGUAGAAACAGCACGAGUAGUCCAACGAGCAGUGACCGUUCCGUCACGCCACGCGGAACUCCAGACACCAAAGGAUCGAGCAGUCUCGGAGCCCUCUCUUCCAUGUUCGACAGUUUAUCCGGCGCUGGCGGUGGCGGCGGCGGGGGUGGCAGUGGGACAGGCGGAAGUGGUGGCAACGCGGCUAGUGGUUCGAGCAGCACGGUCGACUCGCAAGGCCGGAAAACCAGUAGUCACCCUUUGGCGGCUUUGCAGAAGCUUUGCGACAAGACGGAGACAAGAGGUCCGAGCGGGAGUGGGUCCAGAUCGAGUAGCGGUCCCGGAACUGCAUCCGGUCUCGGUUCAGCGGCCGGAAGUGGAGUGGGCGCGUCAGGGCCGGGAUCCGGAACAACCCCGGGUGCGAUCUUAGCGUUCAGCUGGGCCUGUAACGAUGCCGUGGUCACCGCCGAUUCGAUCAUGAAGUGCGCGUUUUGCGAUACACCGUUUAUCUCGAAGGGCGCGUAUAGGCAUCAUUUGUCCAAGAUGCAUUUUGUGAAGGACGGUGUGAUUCCGGACCCGUUGACGAUCGGACGAUCGGCGGCGGCCGCGGCCGCGGCGGCGGCAGCAGCAGCCGCCGCUGCAGCCGCGGUCUCUCAGAGUUCGAGCAUCGGCCCGUCGACCGGUCACGCUUCUUCCUCGCCACCAACUUCCCAGCGCAACAAGUCGCCACCGCUGCCGCAGGCGAACGGCAGCCCAUCUCAGUCAGCGGCCUCUCCCCUAGAGGAGAGCCCGCACUCCAAAUUUCUCAAGUAUACGGAGCUGGCCAAACAAUUGUCCAGCAAGUACGUAUAGUCCGAGCCCCGUAAGUAGCGGUGCCACUUGUACAUAAGUGUAUCUAUACUGUAACGACUGUAACUAGCCACGCGGUUGGACACAUUUCAUCAUCGAACAUCCGCCUCGAUCGUUCGUCCUCUUUCGCUCGCGACUCCAUCGUCCGUCACUCAUCAUCGUUCAUCACUCAUCCAUCAUCCGUCGUUCGUUUCUUCUUGCGUUGAACUCGCGUUUCUUAUGUUUCUUUUUCCCUUCCCUCCCUCGAUCUGUCUUUCGUUUAGUCUCUUCGCGUCGUUUUCGAUUUAAACUACUGUCCGAAAUUUCUUCUCGCACGGACGAUCGGAUCACGCGGUCCGAAGAAAGACGACGCGUCCAACGAGGAGGUGGAUCUCGAAGGUGCGUUAAUUAAAUUGUGAUGCCACCAUAUCUCGCGACACCGCUGAGUCAAGGGGCUCGGCGAGCGGCCAACUUUGUGAUUUUAUAAAUACUUAAGGACAUUUACGACGAGCGAGAGAAAUAGAGAGAGAAUGGGAGAGACUGAACGAAAAUUAAAGCAACGGAAGAACGUUUGGGGAAAAGGGAUGGUCGAGUAAGGAAACUAGCGACGGGGCUGAAACGAAGGGUUCAAAUUUGUCAAGAUGAAAAGAAAGGGAAGGCAUACCUAUCGAAGCUGUCGUAAGGUUGGAUCAGCAUGUAUACCUCUAGAUCGUAAGAGCGUAGUUGAUUAGCAAAUAGGCUAGGCUAGGGUCCGCCCUUGUAUAGGAAUCUCUUUGUUGACUCUUAUUGCUGCGAAACCGGUGAUAAAACGUUCGGAAUCGAAGCUGCUCGAUUGCUUGACGAGCACCGAACUCCGAACGAACAACAGCGAUAUACGAUGAAUGAAAGAAAGAAAGAAAGAAUGAAAAUGAGACAGAGAGAGAGAGAGAGAGAGAAAGGGAAAAUUAGCGAGGAGCAUCGAGAAGAAGCAACGAGAUGCGGUGCAAUAGCGAGGCUCGCAAUUAUUUGAAACGUGUGCACGGCUAGUCGAGCGCGCGCAACGUGGCGUCCUCGAACAAUACAACGUUUUACUUCGCUCGUAGCUCGUACGAGUAGACCAUUGUAAAUUUUCUUUGUUCAAAUUCACUAUUUAUUGCGCCGUGCGAGCCAACGCGUCAACAUUUUAAGUGUAAAAUACUAUCAUUACUAUCGUUCGGAUCAUCGCGAAUAAGCCGUGUAUAUUGAUUACGAAUACGAACACGAUUACGAUUACGAUUACGAUUAUUCUAUUACUUAUGGGAAGAUGAGACAGAAAGUGUAGCAGGCCGCGUUCGAUGCCGGGAUCGUGUCUCGACAAAAGCGAGGGCGUGCCGGUGUGCGAAGAAUCGCUGGUGUGAAUUGGUUAAUGCAUGGAUGGGUGUUUGUUUGCGUGCCUGUGUGCGAGUGUGAAUGAGUAGCGCAGAAAAGCGCAAAGAGACGCGGGAAAACACGAAAACGCGAGUACGAGAAGGGAUUUGGUGGUGGCUCGAGCGAUAGAUCGAUGGGCGACGUGCGUUCGAGGACGAGAAAGUGCAAACCUGGAGCGGAACACACUUGUAUACGUAUUUCUUGUAAACUCUAAUUCUUCCAUCGCGGACUUUAAAAGUAUUUAUCGAUAUAACGAUAAUAUUAAUAUUAUUAUUGUAAUUAUAUACGAUUGCUGAGAGUGUGACGGAGGCGAGAGAGACGAGAGGUCUACGUGGAUGCGAAAGACGGCAUACGCGCACAAGCAAAACGCGGCGUGUACACACUCGCGAAAAUAAGAAACGAAACGUGGAAUAGCCAACCGUGCGAAAAAUACGCUCGAAAAGUACCUACCUACUUACAAAUGCGCAACCACAAAGAUAUGCAUCAUGUAUACGCGACUCUUGAAACCAUUUUACCAGAUUUGUCAUUAUUUAAUUAUUUCGGUUGUAUUUUAAAAUGCAAUUAAAGCUCAAAUAAAUAUAUAUGUUAUAAAGUAA
Messenger RNA from Osmia bicornis bicornis, 7426 nucleotides. RefSeq names its product protein tiptop (gene tio). Gene Ontology annotation, cellular component: nucleus. The transcript is spliced from 3 exons. Gene Ontology annotation, biological process: regulation of transcription by RNA polymerase II. Gene Ontology annotation, molecular function: DNA-binding transcription factor activity, RNA polymerase II-specific; DNA binding. The coding region runs from base 1242 to 5468 and encodes 1408 amino acids. The record is from RefSeq and is a predicted model, not a curated record. Lineage: Eukaryota; Metazoa; Arthropoda; Insecta; Hymenoptera; Megachilidae.